AUGCGAUUCCUCUGCCUCCAUGGACGGGGAACCUCUAGACAGAUUUUUGAGAUGCAGACAGUCAGGCUUCGUGAAGCCCUCAGCAGCCAUGAAUUUGUCUUUAUAGACGGAAUUGUCGAGACGGAACCGAGCGAAGGGGCCGAAGCGGUUGCCGACGAGUUCUUCGCCUGGUUCGACAAGCCCAUCAGCCAAGCCCAAUCGCAGGAACUCCUGCUUAGCCUGGUGGACUUCAUCGCCAACAACGGGCCUUUCCAGGGGAUCAUGGGCUUCUCAGAAGGCGGUAUAGUCGCGGCAAUGCUGCUGGCCGAAGACGCUAGACAGGCCUUUGCGGGCUUCCAAUGCGGGAUCCUUUUAAGCGCAGCGCCGCCACUGGAUCCCGCCGGGAUUCAUCGAGAGCCGGCGACUCUUAGGUGUCUGAACCCUGCUGUCGAUGGGGCGGUGAUCCGCGUCCCCACGGCUCAUAUUGUCGGUGCUUGCGAGCCGUUUGCCCGCUUGCUGCCGGUGUCGCCCCUGGCUGGCCUCUUGGUUAGCGGCGGCAUGGAGGAUCCGGAGAAGCUGCACAAGCUGCUGUUUCAACUGUGCGACGAAGAUGGGCGAGAGCUGUUUAUCCACCCGCUGGGGCACGAGGUGCCUGGAGCGAAGUCGGUCGAGGGAUUAUCGGGGACGAUUCGGGUUAUAGAGAGGACGAUUGAGAGGGCACAGCUGGGAUGA
Molecule: messenger RNA, 711 nt
Organism: Trichoderma breve
Lineage: Eukaryota; Fungi; Ascomycota; Sordariomycetes; Hypocreales; Hypocreaceae
Product: serine hydrolase (FSH1) domain-containing protein
Exons: 4
Coding region: 1-711 (236 amino acids)
Cellular component (GO): nucleus; cytoplasm
Source: RefSeq, a predicted model, not a curated record